Molecule: messenger RNA, 1227 nt
Organism: Liolophura sinensis
Lineage: Eukaryota; Metazoa; Mollusca; Polyplacophora; Chitonida; Chitonidae
Product: growth hormone secretagogue receptor type 1-like
Exons: 2
Coding region: 1-1227 (408 amino acids)
Biological process (GO): G protein-coupled receptor signaling pathway
Cellular component (GO): plasma membrane
Molecular function (GO): G protein-coupled receptor activity
Source: RefSeq, a predicted model, not a curated record
AUGUCCUGGAGCCUCCAAGGCGUGGACGGAAACCUAUCCGGUUCAGAAGAACCAUUGAAUAACAGUGAUCUAGUGAAAGACUCGUUAACAAACAGCUCUAAUAUAAGCUUCAGUGAUCAACCAUUUAGCGAAGAGUUGCACACACCCGCAUAUAUACCAAUAUGUGUGGGUAUUGCCAACGGAAUUGUGUUCUUUACCGGUAUCAUUGGCAACAGUUUGGUGAUGUUGGUGGUGUGCCGCGUCAAAGAGAUGAGGUCUUCUACUAAUUACUUCCUAAUCAGCCUAAGUGCUGCUGACGCCCUUGUGCUUUUGAUUUGCCAGCCAAGCGCUAUUUUAGAGUUCUACGCUCAGGACAGAUGGCUUCUUGGUCCUCAAAUGUGCAAAUUGGUACCUUUCCUGGAGAAUGCUGUGGCCUACACAUCGAUCUUGACACUGCUGGUGAUAAGUAUAGAACGAUAUGUAGCAAUAUGUCACCCAUUUGCGGUGCACACAACCUUUACGGAGAAAAAGACGGCUAAAACAGUGUUCGCUGUAUGGGCGGCUGCCUUCGCUAUAUCUUUACCCUUUAUAGUCUUGACAGGAGAGGAAACAGCUAUAUUCCAUGACAAGUCCGUGGUGAAAGUAUGCAAGACGAGAAUACAGGAUUCCUGGCACCAUUUCUAUCUUCUCUUCACAGUCAUAAUGUUGUUUUUUGUGCCAAUGGCAGUGCUCAUCGCCCUGUACACGUGUAUAUUGCUCAAACUGCGCACUGAGAACAUGGAGAUAGGCCAGUGUAGCACUGAACGUCGUGACCGACGUCAAGUCGUGAUUAUCCUUAUCUCGGUCAUAGUGCUGUUUUUCGUGUGUUUGCUACCGGUGCGUGUCCUGACCCUAUGGAAGGUAUACACGUCCACGACUAACAUCGAGGCCCUCGGUCUGGAGGGUUACCUGAAUCUGAUCUGGUUUGUGAGGAUCAUGAUGUACAUAAACAGUGCUGGUAAUCCCAUCAUCUACAACAUGGUCUCAACCAAGUUCAGGACGGCUUUCGUUCGCUGUUUACCGUUCUUUAAGCGCGGCAGGAGGGGUUUCCGACGCAGUAGCAGUUUUCGGAGUUCUCAGCCUUCUUUUUCAUCGACGUACCUUAAGGAUUAUCGCGAUUUGGACGGAUUUGAGUCAAACCUCAUGGUCAGGGGGGACGGAAUGGGUGAGCAGGACACCAUCAGCGACAGGGAAUCCAGGGGCCUUUAG